GUCGCAGCCUCUGCUGCUGCUGCCAGCGAUGGGGUUGAUGUUGCACCGCCCAAAAAGGGCUUCAUGGGGAUCGAGGCGAUUACCUGGAAGAAAAUUAUCCCUCUGGGCUUCAUGUUCUUCUGUAUUCUCUUCAAUUACACCAUUCUGCGUGACACAAAGGAUGUGCUCGUGGUCACAGCACCAGGAAGUGGAGCAGAGGUCAUUCCAUUCCUCAAAACCUGGGUGAACCUGCCAAUGGCUAUCGGGUUCACGGUGCUGUACGCAAAGCUGGCCAACGUGCUGUCCACGGAGGCGCUGUUCUACGCUUGCAUUCUGCCCUUCAUUGCAUUCUUUGGCUCCUUCGCCUUCAUCAUGUACCCUCUGCGCGACGUGCUGCACCCCACAGCCCUUGCGGAGAGGUUGCUGGACACUUACGGCGUGCGUUUUGCGGGGCCCAUUUCCAUCCUGCGCAACUGGACCUUCUGCCUGUUCUACGUGAUGGCCGAGCUGUGGGGCUCCGUCGUUGUCUCCCUCCUCUUCUGGGGCUUUGCCAACCAGAUCACCACGGUGGAUGAGGCAAAGACCUUCUACCCUCUCUUCGGCCUGGGAGCCAACGUGGCGCUCAUCUUCUCCGGACGCGCCGUCAAAUACUUCUCCAACGUGCGCUCACGCCUGCCGCCAGGUGUCGACGGCUGGGGCUACUCGCUGAAGGGCAUGAUGGGCAUGGUGGUCAUCGGCGGCCUGCUCAUCACCGCCACCUACUGGCUGCUGCAGCGCACUGUGGUGAAGACUGUCAAGGCCGGCCAGCCCAAGAAGAAGAAGGCCAAGCCCAACAUGUCCGUUGGCGAGUCCUUCACCUUCCUCGCCAAGUCCCCGUACAUCCGCGACCUCGCCCUCCUGGUGGUGUCGUACGGAAUCUCCAUCAACCUGGUGGAGGUGACCUGGAAGAGCAAGAUCAAGCAGCAGUUCCCCAACCCCAACGACUACUCCGCCUUCAUGGGCGACUUCUCCUCCGCCACAGGCGCGGUGACGUUCAUCAUGAUGCUGCUGUCGCGUGUGAUCUUCCGGAAGUACGGCUGGGGAGUGGCCGCCCAGAUCACGCCCACCGUGCUGCUGAUCACCGGAGUGGCCUUCUUCGCGCUCGUGCUGUUCUCGGCGCCACUCACCCCCUGGCUGGCCACCAUCAACCUCACGCCCCUCAUGGCCGCCGUGCUCAUCGGCGCAGCGCAGAACGUGUUCUCCAAGUCCGCCAAGUACUCACUGUUCGACCCCUGCAAGGAGAUGGCCUACAUCCCCCUAGACCAGGAGACCCAGCUCAAGGGCAAGGCGGCCAUUGACGUGGUGUGCAACCCGCUGGGCAAGUCUGGAGGCUCGGCCAUUCAACAGAUGAUGAUCAUCGGCUUUGGCUCCCUUGCCGCCUCCACCCCCUACCUCGGCGUCAUCCUGCUCGGUGUCGUCGUCAUGUGGAUCGGCGCUGCCGGCUCCCUCAGCAAGCAGUUCACGGAGCUGCAGCAGAAGGAGCAGCUGGCCAAGCUGGCCAUGGCGCGCCAGGCGCUGGCCACAGCCCCCGCCACCAAGAAGUUCAGGUUCAUCUCCGGCGUCAACGAGCAGGGCUUCAUCGAGGGCAAGUACGUGCCCCUUGAGGAGGGCGUGGACGUGACUGCCUCCAUGGACAUCGUGGAGGCCGAGUCAGCCGAGGAAGCCGCCACCAAGUCCGGCAAUGGCAAGAUCGGCAUCAACGCCAAGGCCGAGCAGAUCGAGUGAGCGCAGCUUUACUCCAGCCAAGUCUCCCUGUGCCCAUUGGCCUGGCUCUCUUUCUGGCAACAGUCUGGGAGAGUCGAGCAGUAAAAAGGAGGCAUGGCGAGUGGCAGUUAAGCAACGAAGCAUCUUGUCUGGGGGCAUCCCCUUCCUCCUGGCCAACAGUGCUGGCCUGGCAAGUGAUUCUCAUGGGGCACUGGUUGAAACAGGGCAUGUGCCUCCGGGCAAGGACAUGAUAUGCCAUACGGAAUGACAUCUUAUACAGGAUGUCAGCAAAGGUGAUGAAGGAGAAAAGCAAGAAUUUCAGGACAUGACAAAUUGCUGUCAGGAAGCAUGUCAGCACUUUGUAGGUGCAGAGCAGCUUUCAGAUGGUCACAGCGUAGGACAGGACAAGUGACCCGGGUGACUCUUUGGCAGAAAGAUGUAGGAUGAUGCAAAUGAUGCUGAGGCUCCCUGAAGAUGAGAAAUAGGCUCGAGUAAGUCCUAUCAUUCAAGAAAGGAUUGAUUCUCCGUUCCAGCUAUUUGGCCCUUGAUCAGAUGUUUUGGGACUAAAAGAUUCUUUGCAGCUGCCAGGCGUGUUGAUGAACCCCUGCAGUUAGAUUUGCUGGGUUGCUCUCUAGCGAUCCGCAUUGGAUUUCACCGGUGUUUGUGAUUUACAGGCAGCCAGGUAUUAAUAUGAAGUGGUGCUAGGCGGCCAUAUGUGCAAGUGAACCCUGGUUGCCUCUGCAGCUCGUUUGAGCAAUACACCAAGCGUCAUUGUAAUGCAAUCCAUCCAGAGUA
Messenger RNA from Coccomyxa subellipsoidea C-169, 2517 nucleotides. Its product is annotated as ADP/ATP carrier protein. Gene Ontology annotation, biological process: nucleotide transport. The record is from RefSeq and is a predicted model, not a curated record. The transcript has 11 exons. The coding region runs from base 64 to 1743 and encodes 559 amino acids. Gene Ontology annotation, cellular component: membrane. Lineage: Eukaryota; Viridiplantae; Chlorophyta; Trebouxiophyceae; Coccomyxaceae. Gene Ontology annotation, molecular function: ATP:ADP antiporter activity.